CGAUGAUUACCACUCCUUUGCUUUUGUUUCUCCCCUCUCCCUCUAUUUAUAUCUCUCUCUCUCGCCGGCGCUGUAAAUCUCCCAACCCCCAAAAGAAGAAGAAGAAAACAUUUGGUGAAUAGUAUUUUUUUAGUUUCGUUGAAAGGGAGAGAUAUAGAGAGAGAGAAUUGCGAUUUUGAUUAAUUCAUUUGAUGCCGUGAAAUUCUCUAAUAAGAUUCAAAAAGAAGAAGAAGAAGUUGAAUUGAGCAGGAUGGUUAAUACUUUGGUCAAGGUUGAGAAUUAGAGAAAAGAGAGCAAAGUAUUCGAAUCAGCUGCCACGUUUGGUUUUUGAACUUUUUUUAUUAGAGAAAUGGAUCGGUGUGAUACCUCAGGAUUUGUAAGCGGAGGUGGAGAUGCUUAUAAGGUCUUCUAACUCUUAGUACUACUGCUGCUGUGGCUUUUUCUCUCUUUUACCCCACCCCGGGAAGUUUGUGGUGUAUAGUAUUCAUCUUCUUAGUUGUGAACAUGCAUGCCAGAUUCCAAAACACUGGCUUUGCUGCUAAGUCUUCACCAAAUUCAUUUAAGAUCUUGGGCCGUUCCCUUCAAGUCCAAGAAACAGAGGCCGGCGCUGAUACCACUCUGCGUCUUGAUUCCCUUGCCUCUCCCCUGUCUAACUCCUCAAAGGGUACUAAAAGGAAAUGGAAGGGUCAAGAAGCUGAUCCUUUACUCUCCUUGACGCUUGGUCACUCCUCAAGCUCUUCUGAUAAUAGCAAAGGGAGUUCAGCAACUGCUGCUUCCAUGAGUUUAUUAUCUUCUUCCAAAGAGAUGGAGGAGGCGUCCUCGAUGGAUAUUGAGCUGGACUUUACCCUCCAUCUUGGCAACCGUAAACCAGCUAAUCUGAAAAUGAAAGAGUUGCAGGUCCCCUCCCCAGAAUUUGAUCUCGAAUUGAGUCUUUCAGGUGGAGGAGGAGGCUCCUGUCAUUCUGAGAUCACUGCGGUCCAGCAGCAGCAGCAGGCGAGCCAGUUUCCAACUCUUGCGGACAUGUUACGUGCUACUACUAAUGAAGGAUCCACAUCAGGUGGUGGCUGGAGACCAGGGUUUGCAUCCGCAUCGGCAUCACCUGCAUUGCAAGCUUUAUCAAGGAAAGAAACAACCUCCUUCUUAGCUCAUGCUCCUAAGAAGAUAAUUAUUCCUUCUUCUGCUCCUCAUCAUGUUCUAGACCUGUCAUCUAGCACGACAACAACAACACCAAUAAGCUCGGGUACAUGUACUUCCGUUUUAUCUCAGCAGCUGAAGCCACAGCAUAAGAGUUCUUCUAGUUCCAAGUUGUGUCAAGUUGAAGGAUGUCAGAAGGGAGCAAGAGGCGCGUCUGGCCGUUGCAUUUCCCACGGUGGUGGACGUAGAUGCCAGAAACAUGGUUGCCACAAAGGAGCUGAAGGUCGAACUGUGUACUGUAAAGCCCAUGGAGGUGGGCGUAGAUGUGAGUUUCUUGGAUGCACCAAAAGCGCUGAAGGCCGUACUGACUUUUGUAUAGCACAUGGAGGUGGUCGAAGAUGCAGCCAUGAGGAUUGCACACGAGCUGCUAGAGGAAGGUCAGGGCUCUGCAUCAGGCAUGGUGGAGGAAAGAGAUGCCAAAGAGAGAACUGCACUAAAAGCGCUGAAGGGCUUUCUGGACUCUGCAUCUCUCAUGGAGGUGGUCGUCGAUGCCAGUCUAACGGAUGCACGAAAGGAGCGCAAGGGAGCACUAUGUUCUGCAAAGCACACGGUGGUGGGAAACGGUGCACAUACUCUGGUUGCACCAAAGGCGCGGAAGGAAGCACGCCGUUCUGUAAAGGACAUGGAGGAGGUAAACGAUGUGCCUUUCAAGGAAACGAUCCUUGCUCCAAGAGUGUUCAUGGAGGUACUAAUUUCUGUGUGGCUCAUGGCGGUGGUAAGAGAUGUGCGGUUCCUGAAUGCACGAAGAGCGCUAGAGGGAGGACUGACUUCUGUGUCAGGCACGGUGGAGGGAAGAGGUGCAAGUCUGAAGGAUGCGGGAAAAGCGCGCAAGGCAGUACUGACUUUUGCAAGGCGCAUGGAGGAGGGAAGCGUUGUGCGUGGGGUCAUCCCGAGACUGAGUACGCGGGUCAAUCUUCUUCUGGUCCUUGUAGUUCGUUUGCUAGAGGUAAGACUGGUCUCUGUGCGCUUCAUAACAGUCUGGUUGAGGAUAACCGGGUUCACGGAGGAAUGACUGUGACUUCGGAGAGCCAAGAACCGAGACGAAGCAGCAGCGAGACAGAGAACGAGGAAGAGUUUAGUGGCUCUCAAGACAUGAUGAACAUGGAUAGGAUGAAAGGGAGAAGCGCUGUUGGGUCUCCAGAGACUGAUAUUGAUCUCAAUGAGAAUGAAGCAGGAUUGGGGUUGGCUCCAGAAGGAAGAGUCCAUGGUGGAAGUUUGAUAAUGGCGAUGUUGGCUGGUAGAGAGGGUGGCUCUGGCUCAGGUUCUGGUUCAAGCAACCUGCCUAAGAGGUGGAUGUAAGUUAAUAUUGUCUUCAGUUUGCUUCCGGUCUUAAUUCUGCACGUGUGGAGUAGUAUGUUGGCACGUGAUAGUGAAGGCGUUACGAGUCUUGUGUUUGUUCUUGUUUAGGUUUGUGCUUAGAGACUACAAAAGGGAUCAAAGUCUCUGUUCUCUGUCUUAUUUUCCUGUAGAUAUUGAAUUUAUGGGUUCACGCAAGGUUAUUGUGAAUUGUCAAAACAGUCUGUCUUAUGAUGACGAUAAUGACGAUGAUGAGAAUAAAGUCAUGUCUUUGUUUGCA
Raphanus sativus (radish) is the source of this 2770-nucleotide messenger RNA. RefSeq names its product hyphally regulated cell wall protein 1. The record is from RefSeq and is a predicted model, not a curated record. The transcript has 2 exons. Lineage: Eukaryota; Viridiplantae; Streptophyta; Magnoliopsida; Brassicales; Brassicaceae. The coding region runs from base 505 to 2493 and encodes 662 amino acids.